UUCUUCGGAGACAGAGCGAGAAAAGAAGAAGGGGACAAGAUCUUCUGCACCAUUUUGUUUGUUUUCUUGUCCUGUUUUCUUGGAGUUUUGAAGUUGUAGGCACAAAGAGAGAGGGCUCUGUUUUUUGGAGUUGUAUACACAUUUACGCCUGCUGGAUUCUCUCACCCUUUUGAUCCUUGUCUCCACUCAUAGCUACCUCCCUUAGGAUAGCAAGCUAUGUGUGACAACAUGUCGUCCGAUCCUCUCGACCGACCGGGUAAAGGAGCCAACGAAGUCGAGAUGUCGGAGGAAGAGAGAAAGACAAGGCUAGCAUCUCUUAAGCAAAAAGCAAUCAACGCCUCAAACAAGUUCAGACAUUCAAUGAAGAAGAAAAGCAGAAGAAACAGCAGCAGAGUGAUGUCAAUUUCCAUAGAAGACGACAUCGACGCAGAGGAAUUACAAGCAGUAGACGCCUUCCGCCAAGCUCUCAUACUAGAAGAGCUCCUCCCUUCAAAACAUGACGACCAUCACAUGAUGCUCAGGUUCUUGCGAGCUAGAAAGUUCGACAUCGACAAGUCAAAGCAAAUGUGGUCGGACAUGCUCCAAUGGCGCAAAGAGUUCGGAUCCGACACAAUAAUGGAGGACUUUGAAUUCAAGGAGAUAGACGACGUGUUGAAGUAUUAUCCACAAGGACAUCAUGGAGUCGACAAAGAUGGACGACCCGUGUACAUCGAAAGGCUCGGCAUGGUCGACUCGACCAAGCUCUUGGAAGUGACGACGAUGGAUAGAUACGUGAAUUACCAUGUCCGUGAGUUCGAGAGGACCUUUGUUAUGAAGUUCCCAGCUUGUUCUAUUGCUGCUAAGAAGCAUAUUGAUCAGAGCACGACCAUCUUGGAUGUCCAAGGCGUGGGACUCAAGAGCUUCAACAAAUCUGCCCGGGAACUCAUCCAGAGGCUGCAGAAGGUUGAUGGUGACAACUAUCCAGAGACAUUGAACAGAAUGUUCAUCAUCAACGCUGGAUCUGGAUUCAGGCUUCUAUGGAACACUGUGAAAUCGUUUCUUGACCCAAAAACGACAGCUAAAAUCAAUGUUCUUGGCAAUAAGUAUCAGAGCAAAUUGCUCGAGAUCAUCGAUGCUAGUGAACUUCCAGAGUUCUUGGGAGGUUCUUGCACCUGCGCCGACAAGGGUGGCUGUAUGAGAUCCGACAAGGGACCAUGGAACGACCCAGAAAUCAUUAAGAUGGUUCAAAAUGGUGAAGGAAAAUGCAGGAGGAGGUCAUUAUCCAACGUUGAAGAGAAGACCAUUUCUGAAGAUGACAACACAGGAAGCAAGAUAAGUGGUUCAUCCAACUUAGAAUCAGCUCCUGAGGCGGCGGUGGCGGCGGCGGUGGCAGAGUCUUGCACGUCCCCAAAGCAAGCAAAACCGUCCCCUGUUUCAGCAGCAGUGGAAGUUCAAAUGUCGAAAAAGAUGGAUUGCGAGUAUCAAUAUAACAAGUUCGUCCCUGUGGUCGAUAAAAACAUGGAUCAAAAUUGGGCAAUUUCAAAUGAAAAAUACAAUUUAUCCAAAGACCCAUUUGCAGUGCAUGAAAACUACAAAGUCCCAGAUGGUUUCAGCAACCAACUAGUUGGAGGAAUAAUGGCUGUGGUAAUGGGAAUAGUGACAAUGGUCCGGCUAACUAGAACCAUGCCAAAGAAGCUCACAGAGGCAGCCAUCUACAGCAGCACGGUCUACUACGACGGUUCGAUGCCGAGACAUCCAGCGUUGCCGCCCCCCGCCGCCGUGCCUCUUAGCGACUACAUGACAAUGAUGAAGCGCAUGGCGGAGCUCGAAGAGAAAGUCAAUGUCCUCAACAUGAAACCGGCCGCCAUGCCGGCUGAUAAAGAGGAAAUGCUCAACAUUGCUUUGGGCAAAGUUGAAACUUUGGAACAUGAAUUGCAAGAAACUAAGAAGGCACUCGAGGAAUCCCUUUCUCGAGCAGCCGAGCUCAGCAGCUACAUCGAAAAGAAGAAGAAGAAGAAGAUGAUGGUGAACCCAUUCCGCUGGGGAAUGUGAUUAAUGUUGUUGGAGUUCCAAAUACAUAGGAGCUAAAAAAAAAAUAAAAAAAAAUAAUAAGAACAAGAAAGAUAGGGUAGAGAGAGAAAGAGUUUCUCCCUCCUCUUUCUCUCUCCAUCUCUGUCUCUAUCUCUCUCUAUCCAAUUGUUUGUAUUUUGGAAUGUAUUUGAGACAAUGUUUUAUUAUUUGGUAUUAUUACGUCACUUUUUGUAUAUUAAAAUUUUAUUUUGGAUUUGAGAAAUUGUAUAUGAUGUCAAUCCGAGCAUUUAGCUCAGUGGAUCAGGC
Molecule: messenger RNA, 2316 nt
Organism: Cucurbita moschata (crookneck pumpkin)
Lineage: Eukaryota; Viridiplantae; Streptophyta; Magnoliopsida; Cucurbitales; Cucurbitaceae
Product: phosphatidylinositol/phosphatidylcholine transfer protein SFH3-like
Exons: 12
Coding region: 217-2031 (604 amino acids)
Source: RefSeq, a predicted model, not a curated record